AUGCCCGCAUGCGGUUAUGCGAGGACCACAUCCUCUGGGCGAGUAUCAAGGUGUCCCCAAGAUGCGACGCAUACAUGUGGGAGGUGUCACACACACUGUUCCUGCACACGGUGCCCAACGCCAGAAUGCGGCACGCCCUCUACGUGCAAGAGGUGCAGGGGUUGUAACAUGCACUGUUCCUGUGGCGGGAGCAGAGCCCCUGUCGCUCCCAUAGACGACCCACACCCGGCGUCUAGCCGACUUAUGUGGAGACUCAACCCUAGUGAGCGGGUUGACGAAGAUGGAGAUGGUUGGAGCCUUUACGACUCGUGCGGCGAGGGCGGCACUGGACCAGCACCCCCCGAGUUAGCCUGUGCGUGGUCCGACCGAAGCACCGAUACUGAGGGAGAGACCAUCCACAUACUGGGCGAAAACAAGCCUCGGCCGACCUAUAUUGUGAAGGACGAGCUGGAGAUUUUUCUAGCCUCACGCCGAGAGAUAGCCGAGAAAUGGAGUGUUGCGUUGGAAGAAGGCCGUGUCAGUGGCCCAUGCCCAAUACCCUGGGACGUGUGCGACCUCGGCUUCGCCGCCCAGGUGGUAAGGCCCGAGAACAGAGGAAGGGGCUGGUGCUUUGCUAUCGAGCAGAGCAAGCUAUACCUAGAGAUGCAUGAAUUGGUCGUCCAUGUGAGGUCCGUCGGGGAUUUGGCGGUCUCUCCAUGGUCCACCAAGCUCCGGCAGUUUUGGCCAAACUAUAUUGCCGCGGCGGCAGACAUGUAUCGCGAAUUCAUCCGCCUCGUAUCCGUUGGCGAUGUUACUUUAUACGAGGACGGCAGUAAAGUCCCCGAUACCGCGCCCGCCAUAUAUUUUGACUCGCCUAUUCCUGCGACCGUGGGAGACCGUGUUGCCGGGUGGCGGGCGAGGCCGGCACAGGUGGGUGAGGCAUGGAGGUCAACUACGAAGACGCCUCUUGACACGUGCGGACCGCCAUGGUUAGUAGGCGGUGUACUGUGCCCCAGUUGGUGGCCGGAGGACUGUUACCAUGGCAGGCGCCUCAGUGUGAAUGCCUUCUUGGACGGGGACCGAUCCCCCGACAGGGAUGACCUCGCUGGUGGGAGUGACGUGUCCGUCAAGGUCUGCUCCAUCCCAGGCGGUUCCUUUAUGUUCUCUUACUUGAUUGAUUUAUACGACACGACUACUGCAGCGGUGUGGGUUGACACGGACCGCGCACACGCGGGAAAUUGUGGCUCCCGCCUAGAAGCCUUCGUCGUGGGAGCCGACUCACACAGCUGUCUUAUCGACGGGGAGGCUAGAAGGCAACUAACAAAGAUACUUGAGCCGACAAGGAUACAAAUCGAGAAGUACCCCCGCGUCAGGUUCCCGAAGAUGGAGCCAUGCAGGAAAGUGAGUGUAUGCCUGAAUAACCCAAAAUCGCAUAAAGGGCUAGGCUGGAUAUCCAUGGCAUCUCAAAUGGCCGUUGACGGGGUCAUCCGGACUUUGGCACUAAGCCCGUACCACCUCAGGCUCAAUUCUGACGGGAACUGCUUCUUCUCGCUGUUCCGAGAGUGCGGGGACACGGAUGGUAGAAUUGUUGGACCUAUCAGUACCGCCCAGAUCAUUGACAGUGGGCUGUUCUCGGAAGCUGACUUCUUCUUAAGGAUCGCCCUCAAUGAUCGUUGGGUCUCAGCGGGAGGUCGACAUCUUGAAGUUGUAGACCAUUGGGAGUCUGCCACAGCUAAAGAGCAGCUUGACGGCUGGUACGGUCUUCCGGACCCACGUGAGAAACUAGAACCUCUGUUCUUAGAUCAUGCCCCUCCUCCGCAGGACGACGGGUUUGCGUUAAAUUUCUGCGAGCCCGGGAGUACUGCGGGGGGUGCUGGGGUCUCUAGUGUCUAGGUGACAAAUGACCUCAUAUGAGGCCAUUUGACCUCAUAUGAGGUCACUUUUCAACUUAUUUUUCUCGACUUGCGCUAGCUCAACAAGAUGGAAAAAAGAUACUCUCGACACGGCAGUUGACUUCUGCGUUGUGGAAGGGUGGAGUUUGGUGAGAUCUGCACGUCUUCUCCAGCCAUUUUUGAAAUGCCCAAAAAGGAGCCUUUUUUGACCAACCUCAAAACGUUUUAUGUUGAUAUCUUCGAAACCAAAACGCCUGUUUAAAAAGUCAACUCAUCAUUGAUACUUCAUUAGAUUCUUAGUCUCUCUGUGCAUUGACAACCGCCAUCCCAAUGUUUUGCAAUAUGUUAUUGCCGAGCGCGUAUACGUUAAAGAAAUGGUGUCCAAACUGAAUGUUUUAAA
Molecule: messenger RNA, 2271 nt
Organism: Chondrus crispus (carragheen)
Lineage: Eukaryota; Rhodophyta; Florideophyceae; Gigartinales; Gigartinaceae
Exons: 2
Coding region: 1-1872 (623 amino acids)
Source: RefSeq, a predicted model, not a curated record